Molecule: messenger RNA, 826 nt
Organism: Onychostruthus taczanowskii (white-rumped snowfinch)
Lineage: Eukaryota; Metazoa; Chordata; Aves; Passeriformes; Passeridae
Product: delta(14)-sterol reductase TM7SF2-like
Exons: 4
Biological process (GO): sterol biosynthetic process
Cellular component (GO): endoplasmic reticulum membrane; nuclear inner membrane
Molecular function (GO): oxidoreductase activity, acting on the CH-CH group of donors, NAD or NADP as acceptor
Source: RefSeq, a predicted model, not a curated record
GAAUUCUGCCCCCGGCCCCGGGGGGUUCCUGGGGAUCUUCGGGGCUCUUGCCUGGGGCCCUUUUGGGGGUCCCCUCCCGGCGCUGCUGCUCCUGCGGAGACCCCAGCAGGGGCUGGGGGGAGCCGGGGGGGCCGCCUGCGGGGGGCUCUACGGUGGGCGCUCUUGCCUGGGGCCCUUUUGGGGGUCCCCUCCCGGCGCUGCUGCUCCUGCGGAGACCCCAGCAGGGGCUGGGGGGAGCCGGGGGGGCCGCCUGCGGGGGGCUCUACGCCCUGGGCUUGUGGAUCUUCCACGGUGCCACCACCCAGAGGAGCCUCUUCAGCCGCGACCCCCACGACCCCCGCGUGGCCGGUCUCCCCACGGUCCCCACGGCCACGGGGCAGGUGCUGCUGGCCGGGGGCUGGUGGGGGCUCGUGCGACGCCCCGAUGACCUCGGGGAGCUGCUGAUGGCCUUGGGCUGGACCCUUCCCUGUGGCCUGUCCCCGGCCCUGCUGCUGCUCCUGGCGGGGGCCGCGCUCCGCGAGCUCCGAGCGGUGGUGGGGGAGCGACGGCAGCGGCGCCGCUUUGGGGGGGCCUGGGGGGGCCUGUGCCAGCGCGUCCCCCACCGCCUGCUGCCCCUCGUCUACUGAGGACUCCUCUGAGAGCCCCCUGCGACCUACCAAGGGACCCCUUGGGACUCCCCACAUUGCCUAUGGAACCCUCUGGCCCCCCCAUCUACUGAGGCACCUUCGGGACCCCCCCCCAGCUCCCACCCCCCAUUUACUGACACUGCCGGGACCUCUCCAAUGGACUGAGGGACCCCCAGCAUCCCCCUGGGACCCCCCCAAGG